Australozyma saopauloensis is the source of this 258-nucleotide messenger RNA. RefSeq lists its product as uncharacterized. Bases 1 to 258 code for a protein of 85 amino acids. NCBI's taxonomy places the organism in Eukaryota, Fungi, Ascomycota, Pichiomycetes, Serinales, Metschnikowiaceae. Gene Ontology annotation, cellular component: nucleolus; 90S preribosome; preribosome, small subunit precursor. The record is from RefSeq and is a predicted model, not a curated record. The transcript has a single exon. Gene Ontology annotation, biological process: maturation of SSU-rRNA from tricistronic rRNA transcript (SSU-rRNA, 5.8S rRNA, LSU-rRNA).
AUGAACGAUUUACUCUCUAGUCUACCGCAGGAAACCGUCAACGUUAUCAGCAGAUCAGAUCGCACAAAGAAGCAGUACGUUGCAACCGAUGACAGGCCCAAUAAUCACGAAUUAAAUCCUAGGAAACAGAGCGGGCAUCAAAAACUUAUGAGGGCAGAAAAAACUCGGUUCACUCAGGUACUUUCGAACCUGGAAUUCAAUAAGUCGCCUUUUUCCGCUUUGAAGCAAGCAAUUGGCUCGAACAUGAAGAGCCGGUAG